AUGAAUAACGUUGCAACUGUCGGAACCAAAGAGGCUCGAAGACACCAUGUGUACUUGCGUGAAUACGACUCGCGCGAGCGGCCCGCAUGGUGGAGAAGAAGGUGCUACAAUUUGGCAUUUUCAAGCGAGUCCGACAGUAACUUAUCUCUAGACUCUGCAUCGAAUCCACGGUACACGGAGUUCUCGAGUAGCGGCCAAACUCUGUUUCUCAAUUGGUGGUUCUCUAUCCCGAUGAUCGUGUUGUUUAUCGAAUGGGCGUCCUUUUACUUACUCCGUGUGCAUAUCCGAAUGUGCUGGCUCACGAAUUACAAUUCCCUAUUGACGUUUUUUACGAAUCUGGUCGGAAGUGCCCAGAUAUUGCGCGAGGCGUGUAUCCGACACGUCAUUGUAUAG
Messenger RNA from Guyanagaster necrorhizus, 393 nucleotides. RefSeq lists its product as uncharacterized. NCBI's taxonomy places the organism in Eukaryota, Fungi, Basidiomycota, Agaricomycetes, Agaricales, Physalacriaceae. Bases 1 to 393 code for a protein of 130 amino acids. The record is from RefSeq and is a predicted model, not a curated record. The transcript has a single exon.